UUUGGGCUCCCUAGCCUAUUUUUACCGACCGUCCGAUUGUGAUCGGAGGGACCAAAUGCCCUACCUUAACCCACCUACUAUAUAUAGUCGGUGCAUUUCUAGACCAAACCCUAUUUUGUAGGGAUCCUCCCCUGUCCAAUCGCCGCCACCGCCAGUCAACCACCCCUCUUUCCCCUCGGGAUCCCUCCCGAUACACUCCAUCGCAGCCGACCACCGUCCUUCAUCAUUUUCGGAUCCAUCCAAUCGCCGCAGCCAUCCAUCCAUCCGAUCCAGCGACUCCUCACCCCGAGCCACCUCUAGCCCGCAGCCUCGUGCUCGGGCCCGAGCAGGAGCUCGUCCACGAGCAGAACAGCAGCCCCGUCGGAUCUUCGCCGGAGCAGAAGCUCCAUGACCAUGCCCGCCUGAUGCUCAAGCCACCACCAAGAACUGCUCCAUCGCCAUGAGUUCUGGCGUCCAGGACCUCCCCCGCAACCAUCCAACUUGUGCCCGGCCUCCUCACUGUGCUCUGUCGUCCUCUGCCCGGCGACCCACACAGCCGCAACCUCCAUGGCCGAGUUCGCGCCCGGCGCCGAGCUCCAGAUCCUUAGCCACUGCCUCACCUGCCGCCGCGGGUCAUCUUCGCGCCAUCCCCAUGGUCGGAUCCACGCCAUCCACGGCCUCCCCGCUUCAUCCUUUCACCGGAGUCGCGGCAAGUCCGUCGAACGAGCCGCCAAGACCAUGUCGCUGCCUCGACUCCAGGUCCGGCCACCGUCGGCCGCUCGCCUCCUCGAGCGCCCGCGCCUACCGCCGGCCGGCCAUGGCCAGUUCUUCCCCGCCUCGGAGCUCCCUUGCGUCGCCGGAUCCCUCCAUCCCCGCCACCCACUUGUCGCCGGUGGUCGCCUCUGCGCCAAGUCCCUCGCCGCGCUGCAUCUUGGCUGCAGCGAGCGGGGGCUGCAGUUAUCCUUCGUUGACCAGGCCUCCUUUGCCCUGUACACUGUCGAAAGGUCGAACCAGCUGAAACCGCUCGGUCCUGCCGGCUCACUCGAACCGGUGUGGCCCGAUCCAUUCCAACCGGCCCCGAACCCCCUGCCCAUCUUCAGCAGGCCCGUGAGGCCGAGAGUGAGCGCUCUCAUGCUAUCCAUCGCCCUGGACUAGAUAUUCCUCUCUUGCGCAUGCUCCUCUGUAGCCCAGUUCAUCCUAGAUCCUGCCCAUCGCAUGUUUUUUUCCUGUCUGCGAAUUUAUCUUUUAUUCCAGAGAACCCAGUUUUGCAGAAAACCCCCUAGACUACAUGCAUUUAAUAACUCACCAACCGUGCAUCUGUUUAAAAUAAG
Triticum urartu is the source of this 1310-nucleotide messenger RNA. The record is from RefSeq and is a predicted model, not a curated record. NCBI's taxonomy places the organism in Eukaryota, Viridiplantae, Streptophyta, Magnoliopsida, Poales, Poaceae.